GGCUAUAAAGGCUUACUUCAAUGUGCGCCUGAAGUACAACAGCCAGACUUGCACUGUUCUGUACCUCACGUGAACUAUUGAGCUGUCUUUCACUCAACAAGUCUUUCAAAGAAACGUAAAAUGCUUGUUCUGAGAAACAACCCGGAUAUCUCCUGAUUUUACUUUCAAGACUCGAGAAUUAUCAGUUGGUUUACGUUCGGAUACGGCAAAUUUACUGUCACUUGUUUUUAUCUGUUAUAUUGAUUUUUUUCACGCAUGGCUAGUGCGCCACAGAUGGAUCUGAAAGUUUUGCUUUUUAUCGGGCUAACAGCUGUUUUGGCAAAUGGUUCUCCAACACGCAAGGAUGUGAGUCAAAGAAGAGAGCUGGUGUUUGCUAAAAUGAGUGAACUCCUUGGGACCUCACCAGAGCAGCUAGGCAGGGUUGCCUCCAACAGUGAUGGCUCACAGUGUCCCCAGUGUCAGCUGUCACAGCCGCGAAGACGUGCCAAGAGAUGCACAUGUUACACUUACAAAGACAAGGAAUGUGUCUACUAUUGUCACUUGGAUAUUAUCUGGAUCAACACACCAGAGCACACUGUUCCUUAUGGGAUGUCCAACUACAGAGGCUCAGAGCGUGUGCGUCGCUCCACCCAGACAGAGAGUGGAGGGAAGCAGGCCGAGUCCCGACGCUGUGCGUGUGCACUGCAGAAUGACACGGCAUGCAGCAGCUUCUGCAAGGACAGGGAAAGGAAACCAUAGUCAACUGUCUUAAGACCGUUCUGUGAUUAUCAGUUCUACCGGUCAUGACACAGCCAUGUUCACCUUAAAGAGCCUUUCGCCCAGACUGAGAGAUCUAUUAUAGGAUCCCACAGUGACAUUGUACACUUAAAAAACCUAGGUAAAGUAAUAUAUCAAGUGUAUACCUCCAUAGACAUCCAGUCAUGGACAUGUCAUUCAGUGGGAACCUUGCUGGACUGUACCACAGCUAACUGUCUUGUCAGCCAACUAAAGGACUGAUGGCCGAAAAUCUUCUAUUUUCAAGUUUGACAUUUAGGAGAGAAACUGGAGAAGAGGGAUGUUCACAAAGUGCUCCUUCUGUCCAUCUCUCCAUGUAUCUGCCCCUCAGAUGGGAGGUGUUUUUCAUUAUUUCUCCAUCAGCUGGCUUCGAUAUGCAAGACUGUCAGACCAAGAAAAAGGCCUAUAUGGACAAUGAGCAUUGGACCUGAAAGACUUAUACACAAAAUGUUUCUCAUGGUGCCUAGUGCGCCCUCAAAACAUCAUCAUAAUAAAUAUAUGCUAAGACUUUCCUAUUUUUAUCUUGAUGUGGAUCUACACUAAUCCAAGACUGGCAAGCCGGUGCACUUGAAGUGGACAAAAAAUGAUCUGAGGGGGGUAUUGGUUUUUGGAUGUCUCUCAUAUUUGAUUCAUAUGGUCAAGUUACAUGUUUUCUCCUUGAAGAAAAUAUGCCAGAACUACAUGCUGUGACUCACAAGAUCAUGUUGGAUCCAUGUAAAAAGUAAAAGUGUUCAUACCAAGGCCGUAGCCAUGGAGUUAACAUU
Molecule: messenger RNA, 1538 nt
Organism: Osmerus eperlanus (European smelt)
Lineage: Eukaryota; Metazoa; Chordata; Actinopteri; Osmeriformes; Osmeridae
Product: endothelin-3
Exons: 4
Coding region: 256-738 (160 amino acids)
Biological process (GO): intracellular calcium ion homeostasis; vein smooth muscle contraction; regulation of vasoconstriction
Cellular component (GO): extracellular region
Molecular function (GO): endothelin B receptor binding; hormone activity
Source: RefSeq, a predicted model, not a curated record